UUCCUGAGUCAGUGUUUACAAAUUUAUGAAAUCAAGGUGUAGUGUUGGCUACUCGAAGUUUAUAACCUCAAAUCUUUUCUUGAUACUGAUUGGGAAAAUUCACAGUGAUCACAUUUCAAGCGAGUAAUGGAAAAUGGCGGAGACAUUGUUAGGGUGAAAGAAGAACUGCACGAUACUUUGCCGGAUGGAGGGGAAGAUUAUAUUUUCGAUUCGCUAAACUCUUGCAAAACAAAAAACAAUGAAGUAUUGCCGUUUUCUGGAUUAUCAGCAAAUCACACGAAUGAGGUUAUUGCGUUACAAGAAAAGUUAGAUGAAAAAAUAGACAUAGAUUUUGAGUGCAAAUAUGUUAUACCAAAACUAGAAUCUUCAUCAGCAGUCGUCUGCAAACCCGAAUAUAAAAGUUGUCUACCUAUUGUGAAAGUGGAAAAAGAAUUUAAGGCUAAUCAUUUAAAUCAUAAAGAUAUUUAUAAUUUUGAUAAAAAAAGAGUUCGAUUACGAUAAUAAGUGUACAUUUCACGUUAAUUCCCAACUGCAAAUUGAAAAAUAUAAUGAGGUUGGAAUAUUUCGAAAAGUUACUCCAAACAGAUUAUUUCGCGACUGUAAAGUGAGUCAAAAAAUUUAUAAAGGGGAAUCGAGUUUGAACAUAAAUAUCGAUUC
Messenger RNA from Trichogramma pretiosum, 657 nucleotides. RefSeq lists its product as uncharacterized. The transcript has 3 exons. NCBI's taxonomy places the organism in Eukaryota, Metazoa, Arthropoda, Insecta, Hymenoptera, Trichogrammatidae. The record is from RefSeq and is a predicted model, not a curated record. The coding region runs from base 127 to 501 and encodes 124 amino acids.